Molecule: messenger RNA, 2245 nt
Organism: Caenorhabditis sp. 36 PRJEB53466
Lineage: Eukaryota; Metazoa; Nematoda; Chromadorea; Rhabditida; Rhabditidae
Source: the annotation of a GenBank genome assembly
AUGAAAGGUUUGUCACCUUUCCCUUCUUCCGAUAAUACAAGAUGUUUUGCAGAAAUUCCUGGCGGCCCCAUAAUGGGCAUACUCUUGACGUUCACAAUCAUGAUUCUUCUUCUGGAUUCUGUCGUGGACGCCGGACCGAAAGUGCACUCCAAAGAACAUUUCAAACGGAGACUCGGAGGCGACGAGAAUUCAACCGGGAACGGAACCGUUGGUGAGCAAAAAUAGAAAAGAACGUUUUGAGGUUUCGUCUUGCAGAUCAUUUUCCGGAUCUUUUUCAUGUGAAGAAUAUGAUAGCCCCUAAAGGAACAUCAGCUCAGCUCAAGCCGAAUGCGAACCAAUCUGGAAAUACCAGUCCCAAAAGCAUUACCGUCAAAGGACCCGGUAACAACAAACUGGCCACAAGCUAUAAAAACGAUACGAAUUUUUCAGGAAGAUCUGAUCCAUCACAACGAAUGUCCGCACAAACGACGGUUACAGGUAACUAGAUUUUGAAAAAUUUCGAUUCACUUAUUGAGUACACUUUCAGUACCACCCACAACUCCGUCAAAAACAACGUCACCUCCGUCCACGACAAGACCAACAACUACAAAAAAACAAGCAACUCAACCUGCUCCUACUCCAUCCACAACCACAACCAAAACAACCAGAGCAAGCACUACUACUACUACUACACCUCCUACUACUACUACCACUACUACUCCUGCUACUACUACUACUACUACUACUACUACUACUACUACUACUACUCCUCCUACUACCACUACCACUACUACUACCACUACUACUACCACUAAAGCUCCAAGCACUACUAAAGCUCCAAGCACUACUCUUGCGCCUUCUACUACGAUUCCCUCUACUAUUACUAUUCCUUCUACUGCUGCUCCUACCCCAGCUCCUACUCCUACUCCAGCUCCUUCUACUUCUUCUUCUCCUGCUGAUCCACCGACUCAAUCACCAGCCACAGCACCAAGUGCCGCACCAAUAAUCCAACCAACUCCAACUUUGAAAUCGAAAUCGGUGCCGACGACGACCGUCAGAUCGAGUGACGAGGAUGAUAGUGAAAGAACGAGGACCGAUCAGCAGCAGUUUGCGGGCGAAUUGACGUGUCGGGUGAGCAGAGAGACCGAAAUUGACGUCUAGUUUCACAGUUUUGCAGAAAGAAGACGAGUCGACCAAACAGGCGUGUUCCGGAAUUUGUGAUGUGAUCAAAGUGGGAGCGAAAAAAGCAUCUGGAGGAUGGAGUACACUGCAUACAAUCCUUCUUAUUACACUCAUCGCCUUCAUGAUCGUUAACAUUGUUAUGUUUGUCAUUCUUUUGUCCAAAAAAGGAAAAGAGAAGCAGGAGCAGAAAGUGGCGGCGGCGACGGCGGCCAGGACUCCGAAGAUCGAUCCGAUGAAGGAAAACAACAUUCCAGAAGUGAACGACCCGCAAAAAGUGAGUGCCUUCGCCUCUUUCAUCUCAACCCUCUCCGCUUGCAGAUCGACGAGAAGCAGCCGGGCGAAGAGAUCAAUGUGGAAAAAGAGCCGCCGUCGGUCAAAACCGGUCAGUAUAAAGAUAAGCUACUGGAAACUCAGGACAACCUGAACAAACUGAGAAAUCAUGUCAAGAAAACGCAACAGCAGCACAAGUCGGACAUUCGUUCGAGCAAGUUUGUGAAGAAAGGACCAAUAUACAUUCCGAUGGAGCCCGAUGUGAGUAUAAGUACUCGGAGGCCUAGUUUCUGUUGCUGUUUGAGUUAUAAUUAGCCAGACUAAAAUUGCAAAAAGGUUUUGUAGCGAGCUAAGCUUUAGAGUUCUUUCACAAGUUUUCCAGACAAAAUAAAGCCAAAGCUUGUAGGACAAAACAUUAUAUUCCCCUGAGAAGAUUAGCCAGAACAAUUGGGCCUCCGAUUCCAAAACAGAGCCGAACUUUCCACAUUCCACACUCUAAAUACUGCAGAUUCCUCCGCCAGCGAACCUGCCGAAUAACAUCGUUCUGACGCAAGUGACGUACGAUCCAUCGGGCAAUGAGAUCUACGAUAUCGGGUCCGACGUCGACGACAUUGAGAUGGACUCGAGCCUGAGCAUUGACGGGCCAACGUUGACCGAGGAGGAGAAGACGAACAACCAGAAGAGCAGAAAGGCGCCGACGCAGAGCAACAAGAAGAAGGACGCGACAAAGUCCCCGAAUCUGACGCUCGACCAGAAAAGUCCGAAGACGAAGACGAAGAGCCAGAAGAUCACGAAGUCGGCGAAGAAGCAGUAG